AUGGAUCAAGUGAGCAUCAAGAUGGAAGAUUUCAUGGAUGUGGUGUACAGGUGUAAAUUUUGCCCCUACAGCUGCACACAGUCCCCUGACAUGGGAGUCCAUGUUAGAGACAUUCACUUGUCUUCAGGCUCCCUGUCACAGCAGGGUAGCCCUUCCUUGAUGAAAGCAUCUGACUCCAGUUUGGCACUGGCCUUAGAUGUUGCAGUCUCUGAAGCUGUUGGGAAAAUUGCUGCAGCAGCUGCUACUGGCACCUCAGUGAGUUCCUCAACCAUCAGCAGCUUGGUGGACCCAGGACCUGGCCGCAGCAACACCAACUUUCAUCAUCUUCAUGAGUCUGAAGAAGUUUUAGGCUUUACAUCUGAUGCUCAUGCUUUUCUGGAUAAAGUAUCUUUUACUCCAAUGAGCAUUCCAUCCACCCAGACCGGGCCCAUGACACUAAGUAACACAUCAACUCCUGAUCUGACAGAGCUGAUCAACUUGGUCAAGCCAUCAGAGAACAACUGCGGCAGCAGCAGCAGCAUUCGCCAGAGCAGCAGCAACAGUUUGUUUACCAAUGCCAGCGGUCAUCUAUCGGGCAUAGAUUCCUGUCAUUUUGUCACUACCAGCAGUGGUCAUCUGCCGGUCAAUGAUAGCCAUCUGUCCUCAGGUGAGAGCCAGCUGGGCAUGGCCUCCGUUGUGCAGCUGCAGCAGCCAGGAGGAGCUGCACCGUUGUCUUCUUCAGUUACACAGCCAUUUACCAGUGCCACUGUUGUGUCUGGAGACCUUGAUGGGCUGGGCGUCUCACAGCCUUACACAGUCAUGGCAAUACACUUGCCGCAUCUAGCUGUGAGCGGGUCGAACACACUUCCACACUAUGUUGUGAGCACGCCAGUGUCAGAACCUAUCAGUAUACCUGAACAUACAGAGACAAAGGAAUUUCUGCUGUGUGGAUUGUGUAAACUGGCUUUCACCACCAUGGAAGAAUGCCAGUCCCACAUGCAGUCAGAACACAAAGAGUUGAUGCAAUGCAGUGGGGUUAGCAUUGGCGUGCAGGCAGGCGGUGCAAAACGGGGCCGCAAACGCAAAGCCGAUCAAGUAAAGUUCAAGGAAAUAGUAUUGGACACUGAAGAUAUGGAAUGGUUGCCAAGUGUGACUGACAACAACAGGACUCCCCAUCCAGAUGGACGAAUGCGCCGUAAAGUUAAACCUCCUCGUGCCCUGAAAGAGGACUUUGUUCUUGGGAAACGUUUAAAGCGACGAAUUCGUGAGUCUGGUCUCAACCUGGGUUACAAGAUAGCCUGUCCAAUGAUGAGUUGUAAAGCAAAGUUUAAAACUGAGAUGGGUUUACAUACCCACAUGUCUUGCCACAAUCUGGAUGACACCGCAUUUACUUGCAAGGAGUGCCAAGCCCCACAUGAAUUUUGGAAGCAGCUGCGCAUGCACCUGUGGAGGGAUCAUAGGAUAGACUGUGAUUUGUUUAGCUGUGAUCAGUGUGAUUACAAGACGGAUACACAUCAUAAGAUGAAUAUUCAUAAGGAGAUCCAUACAGACAGUAAACCCUACACUUGUGAUGUCUGUGGCAAGGGAUUCCGUCAGGCAUCACAAAUGAAGAAUCAUCAAGUCACUCAUGUUGUUCAGGAGGGGAAGGAAGCAAGAAAGGGCUGGUUUUCUUCCAAGACAUGUGAUAUCUGUGAUAGAGCAUUUGCAAACAGCAAAUGCUUAAAAAACCAUAAAGCAGCUGUUCACAGUACGUACAAACCUUACGAGUGUAUGUACUGUAGCCAUACAACAGCUAGGAAGGCAAUGAUGGAGCUGCACAUACGCACACAUACGGGAGAAAAGCCUUUCAAAUGUGAUAUAUGCAGCUACAGUACAGGGGACCAUAAUUCUAUGAGGCGACACAAGAUGCGCCAUACAGGGCAGAAGCAGUACAGGUGCACACAGUGCCCUUACACAUGCAUACAGAGUAUCUCUCUGAAACAGCACAUGCGCCACAAGCACCCGGGCACUACAGCGGGCAUAUUCCAGUGCUCUAGAUGCCCCUUCAGAACCAUCAACCAGGAAAUCUACAGCAAUCAUGUGCAGGACCACAAGAAAGGCCUCAUCCCAGAUAAGGUUGUUCCUCAGAGAUUAGAAUUACCUAAAGCCAAAAGGAUACCCCGAAGACUGCAGGCUGGCUCGGCUAAACGACAUGCAGCUGGGCAAUCAGUGGUGGAGACCUUGCUCAUGAAACACCCCCAGUUCCAUGCAGUUCUGCCCGGAGAGGAGCCCACCAUCUUGUCAAGCAUCACUGGAGAUCCUCUUUCACGUGGCAUUGAGGCUGAGGUUUUCAACAUGCAGGUGACGAUGCUGCCUGAUGGUGACACUCAGAUCAGUGCCGAUGACAUGAAUAGAUUAUCUGAAAGUCCGUGUCUCUUAGCAACGGGGGUUUCACCGCUACAGCUGAUCUACUCCACCCUGUCCACCAUCUCUGAGCAGGGAGAGGCUGUGAGGGUAGGGGAAGGCAAAUCUGCCCUGUUGACGGCAGAACUCAUUGGGGGGAUUCACACAGCCAUUCUCAGCUCCAUGCAGGAUGGAGUGACUGUACAUUCGGUCACCUACCACAUACCCAAGAUCGGAGCUGGGCUCAACAGUGAAGAUGACAGUGACAAGGUUCCCAAUGUUGGCUUAACAAAAGGGGAUGAUGAACUAAUGAACAUUCAAGCCAGAAAUACGGAAAACAUCAACAACAGUGUUGAUAAUAAUGCUCAGAAACUGGACGCAGUUGAAAGUGGUAUGGGGCCAGUUGUGUUGCAAGACUCUGGUAUUGGGGAAGCUGAAGAUAAGAAGUCAGAAAACAUCUUUUAUUCUGAAGUCUCUGUGAAAUCUGAUAACCCCAUUGAUAUUGUAAACAAGGACAGUUGUAUAUCUCUGGAUUCUCCUUCAAAGAUGGAUUGUAUAAACAGAAGUGAGAAAUUGCUGGAAUCCAGUGUUUUGAGAGAGAUGUUAGAAUGCAAGGAUAAGGUUUCUUUUCUAAAUACGCAGGACGGGAUGGUAAAUUUUAUCACUGUAGACUUCCUAGAUUCUUCCAUUGUAAGUGCCACGACACCAGAUGUUUCAUUGGGCAUAACUCGCCAUGGUGAAUCCGAGAGUGUUUGA
This is a messenger RNA of Candidula unifasciata, 3117 nucleotides long. Lineage: Eukaryota; Metazoa; Mollusca; Gastropoda; Stylommatophora; Geomitridae. The record is from the annotation of a GenBank genome assembly.